AUGGUGACUGGAACCAUCACGACAGGAGAUGGCGUUGGCUUGGUCUUCCAUCAGGAAGUGCCAGAACACGGCAAGUACAUACUCUUCAUCGCCGGCUGGCGACAGAAUGCCGCCCAAUGGAAGAAGCAGGUCAAUUACCUCUCUGCAGCCGGCUUCAGAGUCACGACCUAUGAUAUGCGCGGGCAUGGUGAAUCCGCAAAACCCAAUCCUGGUUAUCGCAUCAGCCGGUUUGCAUCGAAUCUGAACGACGUUCUCACUCAACUCGAGCUUGAAGACCUCACUAUUGUUGCACACUCAAUGGGCUGUUGCAUUACGUGGGCAUUCUGGGAUCAGUACCCGAGCUCUCACCCCACCUGGUCCGAAGAUCAGAUCAAGCAAAUGGGCGCCAUCUUCACCCCAGAUGCGGUAUAUCACACUGCUCACGAUAUGACAGCGCAAACACCUCUUCUUGUUAAGAGCAUGCUCACCAGCUCUGUCUCGGAAUAUGACUACUCCUGGACUCUGGAACAAAACCUGAAGAUGAGUCACAAAAACGCCGCCACUCUUCUUGUUGAUCAUUCUUUCAGAGAUUGGCGUGAUGUUCUUCCGUCGAUCAACGUUCAUACUUUGGUUAUUGCGGGAGAAGUUAGCAUUUUCCUUCACACUGGAGUGGAAUGGGUGGCAACUCAGAUUCCUAAUGCAAAACAGUAUACUUUCUCGGCUGAGGAGAAGGGAAGCCACUUUAUGUUUUGGGAGAAUCCUGAUAGUCAUAUCGUGCUUAUAGCCAAAGUCAUGGUCUUCACGUUUUGUUUCUUCUUCAUCUUCCGCUUCUUCUCGCCAAUCAAGAUUUCUCAAAGUAUUCUUGACUUUGUUGAUUUGACGCCAAGUACUACCUCGGGCUCUAAGCUCGCCGAGGAAAUGAGUAUGACAUUCUUCGGCUGUAGCUCCUGGCAGAAACAAGAACUCGUAUCGAAUAUGGCCGCCUAUACCACAGUCUUCACCAUCUUCUAG
Fusarium sp. VM40 is the source of this 990-nucleotide messenger RNA. The record is from the annotation of a GenBank genome assembly. Lineage: Eukaryota; Fungi; Ascomycota; Sordariomycetes; Hypocreales; Nectriaceae.